AUGUUAAAUAAUGUCGUUUUGUUAAAGGAGAAACGAGCCAUGGCGGAGCUGUGUGAGGUAGACGAACCGUUCAUUUACAGACUCAACGACAAUGGAUCAGGACCCAGUCUACUUGUUAAGGUGUGCAGUGAGCGUGGCUGGCGCAUAUACCAGGGAUAUAAUGGAUGCGUCGAGGAGCGUUGGAACCUGUGGUGGAGGACCAGCGCCUUCCCAGCUGCCAGUUAUAAGACCCUGGGCGAUUGGCAGUUUAUGAACCACAUACCUAAAGGCGGGUCAAUCUGCCGGAAAGACAGCCUGUCUAGGCUCCUGCGCUGCAUGAGGCGGAUCUACGGAUCUAUAUAUGAUUUCAGCCCACCCUGCUUCCACCUGCCCCUGGAGUACGCCAAGCUGGUGGCCGAGUGUUCCCGGCUCCGGCACGAGCAGGACGGCGCCGUGUGGAUCCACAAGCCUGUGGCGCAGAGCCAGGGCCGGGGCAUUUUUCUGUUCCGGAGCAUCUGCGAGAUGCGGUGCGGCAGCGCGGCGGUCGUGCAGCGUUACAUCGAGCGGCCGCUUCUUAUAGCGGGAUACAAGUUCGACCUGCGGCUCUACGUGUGCGUGCCCGGGUACAGGCCGCUCACGGCGUAUAUGUACGCUGAGGGACUGGCUAGAUUCGGGACGGAUAAAUAUACAUUGUCAGACAUCCACAACCCAUACAGACACCUGACGAAUUCCUCUCUCAACAAAACGGGCCCUCGGUAUGCCGAGUGCAAGGAUAGGAUAGGGAGCGGCUGCAAGUGGACAUUGAAACAAGUUCGUCGAGCGCUAGUGGGCCGAUGGGAAGCCACGGAGUGGCUCGCAUGGCAGCGGAUCCGAGCUUUAGUUACCCUGACACUCUUAGCGCAGGCAACAGGAACUCCACCUGCGAGGAACUGUUUCGAGUUCUAUGGCUUCGAUGUUCUGCUGGAUGAUGCCUUGAAGCCAUGGCUCUUGGAGGUGAACCUCUCACCAGCGCUGGCGGCAGAUUGCGAGGCCGACGUGACCGUGAAGAGACCGAUGCUGCACGAGCUGUUCGACCUGCUCGGUCUCCCCAUGCGGCACACCGGUCUCUCGCUUCUACAAGGGCCACCUGCCGCGCAUAUCAACAGUGCAUCAUCAGACAGCUGCGACAGUACAGUGCGACCCCGUACAUCAGUACCGUCGGCGGGUCGCCCACGUCCGUUGCGGCGGCGGCGCGCCAUGCCAAUACACUGCGUGACGCUGCAAGCGCCCUCUCUCGACAAAGACACGGAAUCCAAUGACAAAGGAAAAUACACAACCAGCGGAAGCCCAUCUAGCACCUCCACAUCUUCAGGAAGUCCUGAGGAAUCCGACUGCCAGUCAACCCCAAGUGUGGCCACACCGUCGACGGAGGACGAGUCGUGGCGCGGCGGGCACGCGACGGCGGCGAGCCGGCGGCGCAUGAUCAACGCGUGCUCGUGGGGCAACGGCGUGCGCUGGGAGCGCGCGCCGGCGCGCGUGGGCCAGUGGGUCAGGAUAUACCCACACACGCUGCCUGAUGAUGAGAUUCAGAUCGAAGAAGUUCGCGAAAGUGUGGCCAACGUGUCAAAAUUCGUUCGCGCAGCGCGCGAGGUGGCGCGCGAAAACGCUAGAGACGCGCGGGCGCCUCGCGACUCGACGCGCGACGCUGAUUUCGAGGCCACACUGCGCAAGAAGUUGGCUUACGGGCCCAACUUUGAAGUGUGGCUACCGCCUGUCUAA
Molecule: messenger RNA, 1737 nt
Organism: Cydia amplana
Lineage: Eukaryota; Metazoa; Arthropoda; Insecta; Lepidoptera; Tortricidae
Product: probable tubulin polyglutamylase TTLL2
Exons: 12
Coding region: 1-1737 (578 amino acids)
Biological process (GO): microtubule cytoskeleton organization; protein polyglutamylation
Cellular component (GO): cilium
Molecular function (GO): tubulin binding; tubulin-glutamic acid ligase activity
Source: RefSeq, a predicted model, not a curated record